Rana temporaria (common frog) is the source of this 4919-nucleotide messenger RNA. RefSeq names its product cell migration inducing hyaluronidase 2 (gene CEMIP2). The transcript has 24 exons. Bases 403 to 4530 code for a protein of 1375 amino acids. NCBI's taxonomy places the organism in Eukaryota, Metazoa, Chordata, Amphibia, Anura, Ranidae. The record is from RefSeq and is a predicted model, not a curated record.
CUGUAAUGUAGAUACAGGGAUUGAGGAUCCCAUAGGAGAGCAUUGUGUAGCGCGCUCCCCCUCCCUCCCCUCUGUGUCUUCUUCACUUCCUCCCACUCUCAGUGACAGAGCCUGUGGCCGGCUCCUGCACAGGGGACACACAAACAAUACAAAGUGAAUAAAGCGGCCGCCCCAUAAUAAAGCAGCAGCUCCUUUGUUGUGUGAAGGAGGCUCCAUCAGGUCGGGGUGGGGAAGGCGGCCGAGACGUCAUCUCUGGGAGGAAAACUUUGUACACCUAUUAAGCAACCGGUGCCUUAUGUGAGAAGAGGAGCCCGGGGACUGUGCCAUGGAUAGGAGGGCAGCAGACAGCCUGGUGCACGUGUGAGCCAACCAUCCUCCACCCCGAUUUGACAUCACAUAACAAUGCAUUCAGGUGACUACAGAGGGGGCUCCAGGCUGUUCCUCCAGCCACAGAAUGGCAGCAACCUGCGCUCACCAGGUUACGUGCCUGGCAGAAUUGUUCCAUUACGCCCACCACCUCUUCCAAAGACUCAAGCAUCAGCCAAAUUUAAUUCUGCGGGGCAAGAAGCACAUGCAACAUUUGGGUUUUCUAGAGACGAACAAAACAAUCAUGCACAGGUCAUUCGCAGGAGAAGACAUAAAAACACUUUUAUAUGCUUUGCUAUUUCCAGCCUGUCGUUUUUUAUCAUCCUUGCAAUUGUUCUAGGAAUAUCCUCAAAGUAUGCCCCUGAUGAAAAUUGUCCAGAUCAGAACUAUUUUCUUAGCAACUGGAAUCCUGGGCAUGACUCCACAAAGAAGGUAGUCAUAAAAAAAGGGGACCUCUUUCGCUUGCAGUCGGAUGCCACGGUGUAUUCUAUAACCAUACAGGAUGGAGGGAAACUUGUAUUUGAAGACUGUCCAAAUGGUUUCAAAAAUAUUACACUGAGGACUCGUUUUAUCCUGGUUAAGGAUGAUGGAGCGCUCCAUAUUGGAGCAGAGAAAUGCCGCUAUAAAUCAAGGGCAAAUAUUAUUUUAUAUGGUAAAUCGGAUGAAGGAGACAGUCAUCCGAUAUUUGGUAGGAAGUUCAUUGGUGUGUCAUCUGGUGGAACACUGGAAUUACAUGGAUCCCAAAAAUCAUCUUGGACUCUGUUGACCAAAUCUCUUUCUUCUUCUGGGCUUACAGCUGGAUCUUACAGUUUUGAAAAGAUUUUUUCCAGAGGGCUGAAUGUAAGAGCUGUCGAUCCAGAAACGGCACAUGUUUUCUUUUCUGACAGAUUUGACACUUAUGAAUCUCGAAAUGAAAGCAUUAGGCUACAGGAAUUACUCAAUGGAUUGCCAUCUGGUAGUAUCGUUGCCAUGGCUGUUGGGGACUCUGCAGAAAGGAAUCUACAUGAAGGCACUCGGUUAACGAUCCAGCGUCUCCUUGGAAGUAAUCUUGUCCGAGGAUUGGAUUAUAGGCAGGCUUGGGCUCUUGUUGGUGUUAUUGGUGGCAGUAACACUUCAUGCAGUGAAAGUACUAGAGACUAUGAGAAUCACAGCACUGGAGGAAAGGCAGAGGCCAUGAACAUUUUUUCCACAUUGGACGGACAGAAGUUUGCUGUGAAAUCAUACAGCGAAUGGAAAGAUGGUAAAGCCAUUUCCGGCUUUGUUGUAGAAGCUGUUGAUGGCAUCGUUUUGAAUCUGAUGGAAGAUGUUCACAGUUGGCAACCAGGGGAUCAAGUAAUUGUUUCUAGCACUGAUUAUUCCAUGUAUCAAGCUGAAGAGUUUACACUACUACCUUGUCCUGAAUGUAACAAAUUUCAAGUCAAAGUAAAAGAGACACCUUUGUACUUCCAUAUGGGAGAAAUCACAGAUGGGCUGGAUAUGCGAGCGGAGGUGGGAGACCUUACGAGGAAUGUCGUAAUCCAAGGUGAAAUGCAGAAGGCUUGUUAUGGAAAUAACCAGUGUCAGUUUUUCAGCUAUGACACUUUUGGAGGGCAUAUUAAGAUUGUACAGAACUUUACUUCUGUCCAUCUAUCCAACGUUGAACUGAAAAACAUGGGCCAACAAAUAAUGGGAAGCUACCCUGUCCACUUUCACCUUUGUGGAGAUGUUGAUGGUUCCAACACUUAUGUGGAAGGCCUGUCCAUUCAUCAUAGCUUUUCCAGAUGUGUCACAGUCCAUGCAACCAAUGGCUUGUUGAUAAAAGACACAAUUGGUUAUGACACACUGGGCCAUUGUUUCUUCCUGGAAGAUGGCAUAGAACAAAGAAACACACUGUUUCACAACCUCGGACUGGUUACUAAGCCAGGCACUUUAUUACCAACAGACAGAAAUAGCACUGUGUGUACAGCGAUGAGGGAUAAAGUUUAUGGGAACUACAUCCCCAAUCCAGCCACUGACUGCAUGGCAGCAUCCACAUUUUGGAUCGCAAAUCCCAACAAUAACCUCAUUAACAAUGCAGCAGCUGGCUCUCAGGAUGCUGGGAUCUGGUUUGUAUUUCACAAGUCUUCAACUGGUGAAUCCCAUGGACUGUACCCAGAUACCAAAGCUGAGCUUACACCACUUGGCAUAUUCUACAACAACAGAGUUCAUUCUAAUUUUAAGGCUGGUUUGUUUAUUGACAAAGGUGUGAAGACCACGCAUGCAAGUGCUGAAGACCCUAGAGAAUAUCUGUGUCUGGAUAACAAUGCAAGAUUUCGCCCCCAUGUUGAUGCUGAUCCACUGAAGCCUAGAGUUGCUGCUGUAAUUGAUAGUCUUGUUGCUUUCAAAAAUAAUGAUCAUGGUGCGUGGGUGAGAGGAGGCGACAUUAUCAUACAUAACUCUGGGUUUUCUGACAAUGGAAUUGGCCUGACAUUCGCCAGUGACGGAAGCUUUCCAAAAGAUGAAGGCUCUAGCCAGGAAGUCUCAGAAUCUCUGUUUAUUGGAGAAAGCAGAAAUUAUGGAUUUCAGGGAGGCCAAAACAAAUACUGGGGGACAGGAGGCGUCUAUAAUAAAAAUCGCACACUCCCUCGGAACAGGACUUAUCCAAUCAGAGGCUUUCAGAUUUAUGAUGGGCCAAUUCGCCUUACAAAAAGCACCUUCAAAAACUUUGUGCCAACACCUGACAGAUUUACCAGUGCUAUUGGCUUCCUUAUGAAAAAUCCAUGGCAGCUUACUCCAAGAAAUAAUGUCUCCUUUCUUAAAUUUGGAGCCAACGUUUCAUUGAGAGCAUUUUUCGGACAGUCUGGACCAUGGUUCGAAACAGGUGAUCUGGAUGGAGAUAAAAAUUCUAUUUUCCAUGACGUGGAUGGAUCUGUUACAAACUAUAAUAAUACUUUUGUGGCCCGAAUGGAUAAUUACUUGAUCAGGCACCCUAAAUGUGUAAACAUCACAGAAUGGAAUGGAGUUAUCUGUAGUGGAACAUAUGCACAGGUCUAUAUUCAAGCACGAAAUCCACAGAAUCUCACAAUGACCAUUGCAAGAGAUGAGUAUCCAUCCAAGCCUAUGUCUCUUAGAGGAACUAACCAAAAGGCUCCUUACCAGCAGUAUCAGCCAGUAGUGAUGCUGCAAAAAGGUUACACCAUACACUGGAAUGCACAAGCUCCACAAACCAUUCAUCUUUACCUAGUUAACUUUGAUAAAGGUGACUGGGUCAGAGUCGGCCUUUGUUACCCACCAAACACCACCUUUCAAGUGAUGUCACAGAUUGUUAAAAGCCAGACUUUUCCUGUAGAAGAAUACCAACCUGUGAACUCCAUAGAUGAACUGGAGAAGAGACGAACACAGGCAAAGUACUUCUUUGACAACAGUGCUGGGCUACUUUUUCUCUUUUUGCAAGCAAAGCACAAUCGUGAAAGUCACAGCUACUGUGCUUCUCAGGGAUGUGAACGAGUUAUGAUCAAUGCUACAUUUCGAUCCAAAGCAAACAGCAACUGCAUGACCAAAGCCUAUCCCAAAUAUUCCAAAGCACCUACUGCAAUUAAGCCUAUGCCAGCUAAAUCAACUGCCACGUGUACCCGCUGUGGAGCUUCUCAGGUGGUUUUUACCAGUGAUCCUCACAACAUCUACCUCCCUUUGGAAAUUCAGUCUCUUAGCGAAGAAGAAAUUCAACAAGGGGCCACUGAAUCAUUCAUAGCGGUUAAUGGCACCAAGUAUCCAUUCAAGAAAACUGGUUUAUUAGUUGUGGUCAUUGAUGCUUGCACUGGAACAGUUAAAGAAGACUUGCAUUUUACACAAGAAAAUUCUGAGCAACUGGAAAAAUAUUUAAGAAGCAAAGUUCCUCAAAGAUCAGUAGUUGUUUUGGCAUCAAGGGGAAAGGUUUCAGAUUUCAAAAAUCUUGCACAGCAAUUGCAUAUUCUUGGAACAGCCAAACCGCCACUUCUUCAGAUCAAAGGUAGCAUUGCCUUCUUAGGAUUUAGUGGGAAGUUUAAACCAUCCUGGACAAGACUAUUCAAGAGUCCUGCAGGACAGGGCUUGGGACUAAUAGAGAGCUAUAUCCCUCUACAGCAGGAAGCAUAUGAGUGUCGAAGAGUCAGCACAAGUAAAAGGAAAGAUGUGGACCUCUUGAAAAAAGCUUUAAACGCACAUUAAAUUAAUAUAUGCCUUAAGGGUUAAGCAAAAAAUGUGAACUAACUUAUUUAAUUUAUGGCAAUUACACUGUUAUCCAGCGUAAAUCAAAUUACUGUUUUAUUACAGAGGGAAAGCCUAAAAUCAAAGCCCUAAUGCCAAUGCACCUUUUUAGUUGUAUAUAGUCAUGAAUGCUUUUUAUGACUGUUUUGUAAAGAUAGGUUUUACAGUUGUGAUUUUUUUUUUUGGGUGGUUUUGUAUGUGCUGUAAACUGUAUUUUUUUUAUACUUUUAUAUCACUGAUAUUUUAUAGUGUUUAUAAUUAUGGAUCUGACUGGAAGCGUUUUUAAAUUGUGUUUCUUUGCACCAUGGUUUACUUGAAAGAUGUUUUCAUUAAAAUCUUUCUGCAAGUUA